AUGUCGACAGGCUCGUCGGUCCUAGAACCAGAAUUCGUGAAAGAGAUCGGCAACAUCACCGUGCCAGCUGGUAGAAGCGUCAAACUCGCCUGCACCGUCAAGGAUUUGGGAACAUUCAAAGUCGCGUGGAUGUUGUUCGAUCAGAGCGCCAUUUUGACAGUGCACAAUCACGUUAUUACGAGGAAUCCGAGAAUAUCCGUGUCGCACGACAAGCACCGGACUUGGUACCUACAUAUCAACGAUGUGCAAGAGGAGGAUAAAGGGAGGUACAUGUGUCAGAUAAACACAGCCACUGCGAAAACGCAAUACGGCUAUCUUCACGUUGUCGUUCCGCCCAACAUCGAUGACUCUCAGAGCUCCUCGGAUACGAUAGUGCGCGAGGGUGCCGACGUGACACUCACGUGCAAAGCGAGCGGCAGUCCACCGCCCAGCAUCCGCUGGAAAAGAGAUGACAACAACAAGAUAUCUAUCAACAAGACUUUGUCGGUGAACGAGUGGGUCGGCAGCACCCUGGAGAUGACGCGGAUUUCGAGGCUCGACAUGGGGAACUACCUCUGCAUCGCGAGCAACAGUGUGCCACCCUCGGUCAGCAAGCAGAUCAAGGUCUCCGUCGACUUUCCUCCAAUGCUCUGGAUACCCCAUCAGUUGGUCGGCGUACCCCUUGGCUACUCCAUUACCCUCGAGUGUCACACGGAGGCUCAUCCGACGUCCUUGAAUUACUGGACAAGAGACGACAGUGCAAUGAUCUACGAGGGCAGGAAAUACAAAGUUGUCUCGACACCGGAGAAGCCUUCUUACAAAACCAAUAUGACCUUGACCAUCGUUGACAUCGAUAAAUCGGACUACGGCAGUUACAAGUGCGUAGCAAAAAAUCCAAGAGGCGAGACCGAGGGUACCAUUCGUCUCUAUGAAUCAACUCCGCCGAGUACCAGCCCGAAUCCCGUAACGACGGAGCUUCCCAACAAAGAAUGGGAAUCCUCGGCGGAAUUAAACAAUUCCGUAUACGGCAACCCGAGCUCUUUAACCAUACAUAACGAUAAGAAGAAGGGAAAUAAAUUGCAAUCAAAUCUAAAUGAAAUCGGAAAGUCAGAACAAAAAGCAAAUGACGAGGACAAGAAACACAAAAUGGACUGGUCUUCCAGAAAUGGUAAACUACAGUUACUUAACUCUCUUAACACUCGAUUAUUGUUAUUAACUAAUUAA
Ceratosolen solmsi marchali is the source of this 1203-nucleotide messenger RNA. RefSeq names its product lachesin. The transcript is spliced from 9 exons. Gene Ontology annotation, cellular component: neuron projection. Lineage: Eukaryota; Metazoa; Arthropoda; Insecta; Hymenoptera; Agaonidae. Bases 1 to 1203 code for a protein of 400 amino acids. The record is from RefSeq and is a predicted model, not a curated record.